AAGUACUCAGUGUGGAUCGGUGGCUCCAUCUUGGCCUCCCUCUCUACCUUCCAACAGAUGUGGAUCAGUAAGCAGGAGUAUGAUGAGGCUGGACCUUCUAUUGUUCAUCGCAAGUGUUUCUAAAGGACCCGCCUCAGUCUUUGUGCUCUGCAACCCUCUAAAGUGCUUUACAACACAAUCUCUCCCUCUUUUCCCAUCCACAUUCACAUUUGUACUGCACUCAACUACAUCUCUACAAACCUGAAAGAAUUGCU
This is a messenger RNA of Nematolebias whitei (Rio pearlfish), 254 nucleotides long. Its product is annotated as actin, alpha skeletal muscle. The record is from RefSeq and is a predicted model, not a curated record. NCBI's taxonomy places the organism in Eukaryota, Metazoa, Chordata, Actinopteri, Cyprinodontiformes, Rivulidae.